Molecule: messenger RNA, 1034 nt
Organism: Prunus avium (sweet cherry)
Lineage: Eukaryota; Viridiplantae; Streptophyta; Magnoliopsida; Rosales; Rosaceae
Source: RefSeq, a predicted model, not a curated record
AAACUCACAGUUGAGCAAAAAAAGUUGGUGGUUGGUAGCCCAUCAUCAGCUGCUGCCGCGGCUGCUGCUGCGGAGCAUUAACAUUGUUGGAUACUUUUGGAACUGAUUCUUCAAUUACCCAAAUCUAACCUCUCAAGUCUCACCCAAUAACUAAAAGGUGUGUUUCUAUUAUCUGUCCAAUCUCUGCUUAUAAUUAUUUUCCAAAUCGAAAACCUAUUUCCCCAAUAUCCCCAAAUUUCAUGCUUGAUUUGAUAAUUCUAUUUCUCUAUAUCGAAAAUGUUUGUUGGGUUGGGUACUGUUUCUUUUUCUACGAACACAAUGUCAAAAUAAAUAUAUAUAAAAAAAAUAUUACAAAAAGGGUUGGUGUAGUUUUUGGCAGGGUGCUAGAGACGUUGAAUCAAUUGGGCGUUGAAGAUGCAUCCUCCAUUAACGCUACACAAGCACCCCAUGUGUGCAGAAAUCAUCGAGGAUUUUCAGAAGUGUCAUGUAGAUCAUCCUAUUGGCAAAUUCUUUGGCGAAUGUACAGAUCUCAAAAUAAAGCUUGACCGUUGUUUUCGGCAGGAAAAAGCUGUGAAGAGGAAGGUAAACUUUGAAGAGAGUAAGAAACUGAAGGAAAGGCUACAAGCUUUGAGGAAGGAAACUGCUGAGAUAAGCACUGAGAAUCCUGUGCAAGCUUAAUGGAAAGCUGAGGCAUUCUUUUAUGGAUGAAAAAAGGCCUAAUAUCAGAACUCCCAAUAUUUAAUACAGAUGGAAUAUAAUGCCCUAUCUUGCUACCACAGAUUAGUGACCAGAUGGGAUACAAGUCGAUGCCAUAUUGCCGAUGGCAUUGUCCUCUAUUCGCUUUCAUUUCAUUGAACUUCAGUUACAAUAGUUUCUUCAGUUGCAGGAAUUAGUACUAAGACAACAGAUGUGCAAGAGGGUGUUUCGAAAAAAGAAAAAGUUCAAAAAUUUGAGGAAUGUUUUUCCAAGAGAGAUGGCUCCAACAUAUGAUUCAUUUUCAAUAUAAAUUUCAGUGGAACUGCGGUUUAUAAUUA